AUGGCCAACGUCGAAGUGCCGAAGACCAUGUUGGCAUGGCAGAAACACAUACCCAGCAAGACACCGGUCCGAGUGGAAAUUCCCGUACCAACGCCGCAAGAUGACGAAGUGCUUGUCAAGAUCCAUGCAGUGGGAGUAUGUCAUAGCGCCUACAAUAUCAAGGAGCUAGAAGCUCAUCCCAUGGAAUUCACAUCAGGAAGGAUGAACUUCACAAUGGGCCAUGAGGGCUGCGGCGAAGUCGUCUCAAUGGGACCAAUGGCCUACAGACACCAGACUGGCGAUAUGGUAGCUCUGCUGUGCGUACCGGGCUGCAAUAGCGCUGAUUGUCCCGAGUGUUCUAGUGGAGUGCCCCAAUUGUGUCUGGUCGGUCCUCGUUACGGGGGCGGUCCAGAUGGCUUCUUUGCACCGUAUGCGGUGGUGCGGGAGCAUGCUGCCAUCAAAGUUCCUCAGGGUGUGGAUGCUGGCGUAGCAGCAGUGGCAACAGAUGCGUGCAUUACAAGCUAUCAUGCUGUUACUGACCGCGCUCAAGUCAAGAAGGACGACGUGGUGUUAUUAUUCGGUUUGGGCGGGCUCGGGUUCAAUGCUCUUCAGUUCAUCCUGCACAUUGGGGCCCGGGUAAUUGUGGUGGAUCAACGGCGGAUGGUUUUGGACGAAGCGGUGAAAUUCGGCGUCCCUAAGGACGAUAUUGUUCCGGCUGGGACCCCAGAUGUCAGCUCCUGGGUGCGUGAGCGGAACCUCAGGGUCGACAAGGUUAUCGACUUUGUCUCUGUGCAAGAUACUCAUCAAGCUGCAAUCGAUAGUGUUCGUCGAGGAGGUACGGUGGUAUCCGUAGGCCUUCUGGGCUCAGAGCUGAAGCUUCGCACUGCCACCCUGGUUCGAAAACAACUUAAUCUAUUGGGGAGCUAUGGAGGUACAAGUGCUGAUGUUGCUGCCUGCCUGGAUCUAUGUGCCAAAGGUGUCUUGGUCCCACAGAUCCAAGAAGGGAGCCUCCGGGACUUUCCGCAGAUUCUGGAAGAUCUACACGAUGGGAAAAUCAAGAGUCGUAUGGUAAUGAGGCCAGAAGGAAUGGAGAUUUGA
Molecule: messenger RNA, 1077 nt
Organism: Exophiala spinifera
Lineage: Eukaryota; Fungi; Ascomycota; Eurotiomycetes; Chaetothyriales; Herpotrichiellaceae
Exons: 5
Coding region: 1-1077 (358 amino acids)
Molecular function (GO): zinc ion binding; oxidoreductase activity
Source: RefSeq, a predicted model, not a curated record